AUGUAUUACGAACAAUAUCCAGUGGUCACGUGGUUCGUCGUGCCUUCAUAUCUGUUCGUUAUCGUCGUGGGAACGUUCGGUAACCUUGUGGUACUCCAUGCUUACGUCACAGGCGAGAGGGUAUGGGAACGACCUUAUAACUUGAUCUUAUCCCACGGAGUUGUCGCUGACCUUAUUAUCUGCGCCUUUUUUACACCGCUCUUAUUGCUAUAUCGCUCCAAUGCGCCUGCGCAUGUGAUAGAAAGCACACCGCUGUGUGAGAUGGCCGUGUUUUCGUCGAUGUUAGCCGUCUCGCUACAAUACGUCAUUUUCCCGCUCUUUGCUGUAAACCGCCGGGACCUGGUAUUAAAUCACACCACAUGUUUUCUUACCCAAUCAAAAUGCAAGAAAAUGUUAACCGCUGGUUGGCUCAUGUGCGUCGCAGCUUCGGCAAUUCAGGUCGUACUGCUUCGUAACGAAAUCGACACCGAAACCACGCCGAAGUUGUACCGAUGUAUUUUGGUCAACACAAAAUGGGAUGCGUAUUCGGUUUUCUUCCUCGGGUAUUCGACCCUACUCUAUGGCGCAUCCAUUUUGACAGCAUACCGCUGUUACAAGGAUAUCCUCAACGCGGGCUCACUCGACCCAGUCCUCCCAAUUGACGACACGCGCCGUACAAAAAUGUGCAUGAUAGUAGCAGUGGUAUAUACCGUAUUCUGGACACCAUUUCUCCUCGUGCAACUAACUGGUCUGUUUGGAGAGUAUUCUGAACUGAUCUUCAAUUUACAUGCCGUGUCCAGUGUCCCGGGUGUCCUGGCCUCCGCUGUCAAUCCGUAUCUAUAUUCCUACAUGGAUCAUUAUUAUAAAAAGAAAUUUAUUAAUAUUUUUAAGUUUACAGCGAAUGAAGAAUAA
Molecule: messenger RNA, 891 nt
Organism: Paramuricea clavata
Lineage: Eukaryota; Metazoa; Cnidaria; Anthozoa; Malacalcyonacea; Plexauridae
Source: the annotation of a GenBank genome assembly